AUGUCUAGAUUGUUCUCUAGUAAAAUUCAGGAGAUGGAUCGUCCACGUCGUAGCACUAGGUCGACAUACACGGCUCCUGCAGCUCGUGGUCGCGGUCAAGCCAUUCCUGCAGCUCAUGGUCGCGGACAGGCCACUCUUGCAGCUCGUGUUCGCGGGCAGGCCACUCUUGCAGCUCGCGGUCGCGGACAGGCCGCUCCUGAAGCUCAUGGUCGCGGUCGGGCCGCUCCUUUACCUCGUGGCCGUGGUAGCACUAAUGUAGUGGGCCGUGGCCGAGGUGGUGUUGUUGAACCCGAAGUUGAUGUUAUUGCAGUUGAAACACAAAAUGAUGAAGAUCCAGUUGACCCCGUUGAGGAUCCAAUUGACCCUAUCACUGAAAUUAUUGCCAAUGCUGGGAAUCAGGCCCAAGUGGCACCAGCAAAUGCAACAAGGUCCUUGACAUUGGACAAAGGCAAUACUUUUGAUAGAUUUCUAAAGACUAAUCCACCGCCUUUUAUGGGGACUGAUAAGCCAUCGGAUGCUGAGGCCUGGUUGUUACAAAUGGAAAAGAUCUUUGAUGUGUUGGGUUGUUCUGAGGCCCAAAAGGUGUCUUUUGCAGCAUAUAAGCUACAGGGGGGAGCUGAGCAUUGGUGGCGGUCAGCAAAGCAACAUUACAAAGAUAAGCAAGAUGAAUUAGUUUGGAGAAAUUUCAAGAAGGACUUUGAGGAGAAGUACAUUCCUCCAGCAGUCAAAGAUAAAAUGCGAACUGAGUUUUUGGCUUUGAGGCAGGAUAAUAUGUCAGUGGCGGAGUAUCAGCAGAAGUUUGAUGAAUUGUCGAGGUUUGCAGGAGUUUUGGUAGAAAAAGAGACAGAUAAAGUGUGGUAUUUUCAAAGGGGGCUUCGGGCCGAUAUUCAUGGAAGAGUUUCUUUGCUUGACACAGAGACCUUACCAAAACUUAUGACUAGAGCCGUUACAGCAAAGAGUGACUUAUCUGAAGAAAGGAGGGUUGCAGAGAAUCAAUACAAGAGGUUUAGGCCAGGACAAAGUAGUGGGAAUGGUUUACCUGCAAAGAGGGUGCACACUUUGACUCAAACAAAUGAAGCUGGGAGGCAGCCAGGUCAUGUCUCCACCCAUUGUAGAGCUCAGGGUGAUGGAAGGAAUCAAAUACCUCAGGGUCAGAGGCAGUCAGUGCAUGGAAGUGGGCAUAAUCAGCAACGACGAUUUAAUAAUCAGGGGAAUCAUAGGCAGCAAGCUCGAAAUGGGGGUCAAGGACAGAGAAAUGUGACAGAGGGUCGUGUAUAUGCAUUGGCUCAGCAGCAGGCUAAGGAUGUGCCAUCUAUGGUGCAAGGUACUCUUUCUACUUCAAAUGUACCAGCUCGAGUUUUGUUUGAUUCUGGUUCUACCCAUUCCUUUGCUGCUCCUGGAUAUUUGUAUCAGUUACCUAUUGUUGUUGAGGCAUUAGAUGUGUGUGUUAUGGUGACUACUUUAGUAAGGAAAACAAUGAUGUUGUGUGAGGUGUCUAAGUCUUGUGAUGUGGAGAUAGAUGGUAGGAUUUUACCAAUAGACCUAAUUUCAUUGAAGAUGCAUGACUUUGAUGUUAUUCUGGGGAUGGAUUGGUUGUCGAAAUACUAUGCUGGUAUAGACUGCAAUCAGAAGAGGGUUGUAUUUGCUAUGCCAGGUCAACCAGAGUUUAGUCUGCAGGGGGAUCGGGAUGUGUCAUCGUUCAGUUUUAUUUCAUCUCUUCAGGCAAGUCGAUUGAUGAAUAAGGGUUGUUUUGGUUACUUAGCUUAUGUGGUGAGUGGGGAGGAACCUGCACAAAAAUUGGAGGAAUUGCCUAUAGUGAAAGAUUUUUCUGACAUCUUUCCAGAGGACCUGCCUUGUCUUCCUCCGGAUCGUGAGGUUGAGUUCACGAUAGAUCUUGUUCCUGGCACAACGCCUAUUUUUAAAGCUCCUUAUAGAAUGGCACCAGCAGAGUUGAGAGAAUUGCAAGUGCAGUUGCAAGAGCUAUUUGAUAAGAGAUUUAUUCGGCCUAGUGUGUCACCGUGGGGAGCUCCUGUCUUAUUCGUGAAAAAGAAGGAUGGUACUAUGCGGUUGUGCAUUGACUAUAGGGAGUUGAAUAAGGUUACAGUUAAGAAUAGAUAUCCAUUACCGCGUAUAGAUGACUUGUUUGAUCAGUUGCAAGGGGCUCAUGUGUUUUCUAAGAUUGAUUUGAGGUCUGGAUACCAUCAAUUAAAGGUGAGAGAUGUGGACAUUAUGAAAACGGCUUUUAGAACUCGUUAUGGGCAUUAUGAGUUCUUAGUGAUGCCAUUCGGUCUAACUAAUUUGCCAGCGGCAUUUAUGGAUAUGAUGAAUAGAGUUUUCAAACCUCAGCUUGAUCAUUUUGUGGUGGUAUUUAUAGAUGAUAUUUUGAUCUAUUCCAAGAGUAGGGAGGAACAUGAGGAGCAUUUGAGAAUAGUCUUUCAGAUUCUUAGAGAGAAGAAGUUGUAUGCAAAGUUUAAGAAAUGUGAGUUUUGGUUGGACAGUGUGUCUUUCCUUGGGCAUGUUAUCGGAAAGGAGGGAGUGUCUGUCGAUAGUAAGAAGGUGGAAGCUAUUGUUGAUUGGCCACGUCCGACAUCGGUGACUGAGGUGCGUAGUUUCUUGGGUCUUGCUGGAUAUUACAAGCGAUUUGUGGAAGGGUUUUCUCGCAUUGCCCUGCCACUUACCAAUCUUACUCGGAAAGGGGUGAAGUAUGAGUGGACAGACAGUUGUGAUCAUAGUUUUCAGGAACUUAAGAAGAGAUUGACUACGGCGCCUAUUCUUGCAUUGCCGACAGAUGGUGGUAACUUUGUCAUUUAUAGUGAUGCAUCUCUCCAAGGCUUGGGUUGUGUACUUAUGCAAAAUGAUAGAGUGAUAGCUUAUGCCUCUCGUCAAUUAAAGGUGCAUGAGAGAAAUUAUCCGACACAUGAUUUGGAGUUGGCAGCAGUUGUGCGAUGGCUUGAGUUGUUGAAGGAUUACGACGUUAGUAUAUUGUACCAUCCGGGAAAAGCGAAUGUAGUGGCAGAUGCAUUGAGUAGAAAAUCAUCAGGGGGUAGUUUGGCAUUUUUAACAGUUCAACCACAUUUGAUAGAGGACAUUAGAAGAUUGCAAGUAGAGGUUGUAAGACAUGGAGAUGGUGCUAUAUGCAGUCAGUUGACAGUGAAACCAAAUUUGUUGGAUAGAAUUCGAGUAGCUCAACAAGAUAACCCUUGGUGUAACAAGAUUUUGGAGGGCAUGUCGAAGGGCAAGAGUAGAGGGUUUAUUUUGGGUGAGGAUGGAAUACUUAGGUUUGGGGAUCGUGUUUGUCAAAAUCGUGCGAUCGGAUAG
Rhododendron vialii is the source of this 3318-nucleotide messenger RNA. RefSeq lists its product as uncharacterized. NCBI's taxonomy places the organism in Eukaryota, Viridiplantae, Streptophyta, Magnoliopsida, Ericales, Ericaceae. The coding region runs from base 1 to 3318 and encodes 1105 amino acids. The record is from RefSeq and is a predicted model, not a curated record. The transcript has 4 exons.